ACAAUUAAGCCUAAUUUUAACAAAAUAUGUCUUGGCGUGAGACAGAGGCUUAUUACUGUCUCUUCACAGAAAAGAAGAAGAAAAUCGAAGAUGAGUUACAUGGCCAACAGAAAGUCGCACGCUGUGUUGACUCCAUAUCCACUUCAAGGACAUAUUAAUCCAUUGUUCAAACUAGCAAAGCUGCUUCACCUGAGAGGCUUUCUCAUAACCUUUGUCCACACUGAGUACAACCACAAACGCUUCCUCAAAUCAAGGGGUUUCAAUGCCCUUCAUGGCUCACCAGAUUUUCGCUUUGAAACCAUCCCAGAUGGCCUUCCACCACCCUUGGAUGCUGAUGCUGAUGGUGAUGUUAGUCAAGACGUACCCUCUCUUUGUGACUCUAUCAGAAAAAACUUCCUCCAACCUUUUCGUGACCUUCUUGCUAGACUUAACCACUCUGCCACUGAUGGUCUCAUUCCCUCAGUUACUUGCUUAGUUUCUGACGGUAGCAUGGCCUCCUUUACUGUACGAGCUGCUCAAGAACUUGCAGUCCCUAAUGUUAUCUGUUGGCCUGCCAGUGCCUGUUCAUUCUUGUCUCUCAUCAACAUUCCCGCUCUCGUUGAAAAAGGUCUCAUACCACUCAAAGAUGAGAGUUAUCUGACAAAUGGGUAUUUGGACUCAAAAGUGGAGUGGAUUCCUGGAAUGCAGAACUUCCGGCUGAAGGACAUACCUGACUCAAAAGUGGAAGGAAGAUCAAAAGUGUCUUGAGUGGCUUGAAUCCCAGGAACUCGGAUCUGUUGUUUAUGUGAAUUUUGGCAGCUUUACUGUUAUGUCUGCAGAGUAAAUGAUGGAGUUUGCUUGGGGUUUGGCCAACAGCAAGAAACCCUUUUUGUGGAUCAUUAGGCCUGAUCUAGUCAUUGGAGGUUCAAUGAUUUUGUCAUCUGAGUUUGUGAAUGAAACAAGAGAUAGAAGCUUAAUAGCAAGUUGGGUUUGGCCAAACUAUUAUAUAAGGAAAUUUGACACUACACUUUAAUCCAAAAUCUUAAGGCUCAAAUUUAUGAUUCUUCUCCUCACUUAUAUGGUGUUUAACUUUUUCAGUUUUAUCUAAUAUAGAAUUUCACCUCAAACUUGUAAUCCAACAAAGAGGAGAUCCAACAAAGAGGAGAUGUGGAGAAGCUGGAGAAUGAGUUGAUGGUGGGACAGAAGAUGAGACAAACAAAAGACCAUGGAGUUGAAGAAGAAGGCGGAAGAGGAAACCAGGCCCGGUGGUGGUUCAUACAUGAACUUGGACAAAUUAAUUAAGGAGGUGUUGCUCAAACAAAAUUAAAUUGUGUUUUUCUUUCUGUUGAUAUUCUUUUCUUGAAUAUCUAGCAUUGCUAAGGACAAAGGAUAUGAAAUGUAUUGUAUAGGUUCCAAGUUACUACUUACAAGUGUGGUAGUAUAUGUGAUCGAUCUCCUCGUCGUCGUGGCAUCUGAGACUUGAGUUUGAAAGGACAAAUAUUGGAUGAAUUGAAUUACAUCUCCGCGACUUAUAUACUUAA
Messenger RNA from Glycine soja, 1520 nucleotides. RefSeq names its product 7-deoxyloganetin glucosyltransferase-like. The transcript has 2 exons. NCBI's taxonomy places the organism in Eukaryota, Viridiplantae, Streptophyta, Magnoliopsida, Fabales, Fabaceae. Bases 91 to 747 code for a protein of 218 amino acids. The record is from RefSeq and is a predicted model, not a curated record.